AUGAAAGCAACGGAGACAGCUGCCAAUAUUGUUGACGAGAGUGUCUCAUUGGAAGCGGCAAGGGAGGCACAUGUAGAGCAUGAGAUAGCCGAGAAGACAAACGAUGAGAGCGCAGAACGUACCAACACAGGUCAUCUUGAGGUCGGGAAAGCUGAGACAGAAACGGUUAGCAAGAUGACGGGAAUGGAGCAACAUGCUCUGCAGAAGAUGAAGAACGAGGCGUCUCUGAGUGACUUCCAUUUGGAUGGGAACAAGCAAGAGAACGCUCUUGAGAUGAUGAAGAAGGAGGAGGCGAUGACACUCGUCCCUUCUACAGUCUCUGAUGGCGAUGCGAGGAACCAUUCCGCCAUUGACGAAUGCUUUGAAGAGAGCACGGAUACUUCCAACAACAUCCUGCCUUUGCCAUUGACUCCUGGUGCGCCAAUCAUGCUGGCAUCACUUCCCGGGGCAAUUCCAGUGACGCCAGGGCUAAGCGCGACGAGACAUAACCAUCAGGCAGAGGUAGACCGUCAAGGUAUCGAACCAUCCCAGCGAGAUUCAGUUGAGCGAGACGACGAAGAGCAGCCUGCAAUGCAGGUUAUUGAUGGGGCUGUUGUCGUCGGCGAUGAAGAGAACGGUGGUGGUGUCGCGCACGUAGCUCGAGAGCACAUCCCAGUCCAAGAGAACGAGGUGAUCGAUGGUACGAUUCUGCCAGAAAGUGCCCCAAAGCCAGCCAGCAACAAACGGUGGGCUAUUCUGAUUGGAACUUUUGCCGUCGCGUUCUGCGUGGUAAUCAUUCUUGCCAUUGCCUUGAGUCCUCGACCAGAAGACGACGAUGCUGACGUGCAGGUUCCUCUUGAGACUGAAUCGCUCAAUGAAGAAAUGCAGCUGUAUCCUUUCUUCUCAGAGGGCUUACGUACUGAGGUGAAGGCAGGCAUUGAAAUCAUUGGCAGUCCCUUGUACUUUGCAAAUCGCUGGAUGCUGGAAGACCCGCUGCUCGAGACCUACCCUCCGGAACGAGAGAUGCAGAGAUUCAACAUGGCGGCGUUCUUCCUUCUAACCAAUGGUUACAAUUGGACUAGACGAGACGGCUGGUUAAGCUACUACAUCGCUGAAUGCAACUGGUUUUCCAAAAGCAUCGAACGUCCUUGUGAUGACACUGGAGUACUCAUGAACCUCAACCUUUCCUCCAACAACCUGCAAAGAGCCUACACGGAUGAGACUAUCGACUUUGGCACUAUUCGAUCGUUCGAUUUAUCCUAUAACAACUUUACAGGUCCACCACCUCCGCUUAGAGCUCACAAUCUUGAAAUCUUUGUGGUCUCCCAUAACAAGUUCACCGGACAGGGAAGGGGGAGUGGCAUUCUCAAUUCCAAGCUUCGGGUCGUCAAACUCGACAGCAAUCACUUUAUUCGAGGCAAUCCAAAUGUGUUCCUUCUCUUGCCACACUUGGAAGUAUUCAAUAACUCAAACAACUUCAAAAGCAACCGCGAGAAUCCCUAUUCGGGGUUAGUCGCCCGUUGCAGAAACUUGACUCACUUGGCAUCGGCGAACAACAAUCACUACGGCAUGAUUCCAACAGAGUUGGGCAGCUUGAGUCGCCUCGAGGAACUGGACCUUGCACGCAACCCCCAUAUGAGUGGGCUAGUACCAUCAGAACUGGGACUGUUGACUAGCUUAACAAAGUUGGAUCUGGGUGGAACUUCGGUUUCGGGGGUUCUUCCAGAGCCACUAUUUCAGAGACAAGUUCUAACUGUGGCCCUCGGUUUUGGAGCAUCAAUCUGGACAGGUAACAGGGCUGCGCCCUACGGGGGAGUUGCCAAUUGA
Messenger RNA from Seminavis robusta, 1806 nucleotides. Lineage: Eukaryota; Bacillariophyta; Bacillariophyceae; Naviculales; Naviculaceae. The record is from the annotation of a GenBank genome assembly.